AUGCUUGCAAAGAUAGCAUAUGAUGACUUGUCAUCAAUUCUUACUCAAAAGUGCAGUGCCAUUAUUCAAAAGGGACUUCCACCAAAGCUCAAAGAUCCAGGCAACUUCCUCAUACCAUGCACAAUUGUGAACAUGGCCAUUGACAAAUCACUAUGUGACUUGGAAACAAGCAUCAACUUAAUGCCUCUUACCAUGAUGAAGAAAAUGAUAAUAGAAGAGCUUAAACCCACAAGGAUGUCACUCCAGCUUGCUGACAGAUCCAUCAAAAUACCAAAUGGAGUAGUAAAAAAUCUCUUGGUGAAAGUAGGAAAUUUUAUAUUCCCAGCCGACUUUGUGGUCCUAGAUAUGGAUGAAGAGAAGAAUAAUUCAAUUAUUCUUGGUAGACCCUUUUUGGCCACUGCUAGAACAAUCAUUGACGUGGAAAAGGGGGAGAUGAUCUUCAGAGUACAUGAUGAGCAAAUGACCAUAAAUGUCUUCAAGGCAAUGCAAUACCCUGCUAAAAAAGAGACUUGUAUGAGGAUUGAUGUGGUAGAUUCCUUGGUUGAAGAAGUAUUUGAAGUAAACCAUCAAGUGAAUCAGGAGGAAGACCAAGACAUACAAGAGCAAGAGGUGGAAGAAAUGCAAGUACUAGGAGAACCAAGUGCAACUAAGAAAGAAGAGGCACCACAACAAGAGUUGAAACCACUACCCCCUCAUCUUAAAUAUGCAUUCCUUGGUGAGAAGGACAAUUUCCCAGUGAUCAUCAACUCUACAUUGAGUGCAGAGGAAGAAGAAAAACUCCUGUAG
This is a messenger RNA of Arachis duranensis, 786 nucleotides long. RefSeq lists its product as uncharacterized. NCBI's taxonomy places the organism in Eukaryota, Viridiplantae, Streptophyta, Magnoliopsida, Fabales, Fabaceae. The record is from RefSeq and is a predicted model, not a curated record. Bases 1 to 786 code for a protein of 261 amino acids. The transcript has a single exon.